AUGAGUGAGGCGGGCCUCCGGCCCCCUCUGCUCCUCCUCCUGCUGCUGGUGGCUGCCGCUGCCUCCCUCGCUAGGCGGCACGGCAACGCCUGCCCGGCCCCAUGCCAGUGCCACCGGGGGCUGCUCAACUGCAGCAGGGCCGCCCUGCCCGCCGGGCUCCACCAGCUACUACCGCCUGGGCCUGCCGCCCGCAACCAGACCUUCUUCUUCCUAGUUCUCAAGGACAAUGACUUAAGCAAACUGCAGAAAGAUUCACUCGAGGGCUUGCUGUCGCUAAAGCACCUGGAUUUAUCCUGCAACAAAAUCCUGUUUAUUGAGAAACAUGCAUUUGAGCCUCUACCUUUUUUGCAGUAUAUAAACCUUGGCGGUAAUCUCAUUACAGAGCUUCGUUACGGGACAUUCCAGGCCUGGCAUGGGAUGCAGUUUUUGCAGAAAUUGGUCCUAAGCCAUAAUCCGUUGUCAAUCAUUGCUGACACAUCAUUUUUUGAAUUGCCCUCACUGAAGUAUCUUAUACUGCCCAACAACAUGGCUUGCUGCCUCUGCCAGAUGAAAGAGAAUAUUGAAAUUCUGUGUAAGACAAUCAAGUUACACUGUGAACAUUUGUGUGCCACCAACUCCUCCCUGUGCGGUAGGUUUGCAGUUAACAUAUAUCAUUUUGAACAUAGACACCUUAAAUCUGACCAUUACUCCAUUAGCUUUCACGGAGAACCUUUAGAAAAGAUGCAAGAGGAAUUAAUGAAAGUGUUACAGUCCAGGAAACUGAAUGCCAGCAUCGUGUUAAAUCUUGAGCCUGAGGAACCUUUACUCACCAACAGUGAGAAUGAAAUCACGAUGUUUGCAGAUAGCCAGUAUCAACCUAAGUUUGAUAUGGAUCUUAAUAAGUCCGGAGAUCUUCUUCCUGGAGUAAAUUACCUUUUCUUUAAACACCUGACCAAGAAGGGAGAAAUAAACAAUGUAGGACUGACAGUCUUGCCAUUUUUUAAACUGUUUAAUUUUAAUUUACACAAAGGAAAAGUUACCCCAGGCCUUUUCAAACUUCCUGCCGCUCAAUCCAAUAUGCUGGCAUUGACUGACUUUCAGCACGUGGACUGGGCCAAUGAAAGUGAAUUGAGGAAACUCUAUAUUUUGGCGAACUUGAUAGCAACAGAGCUUCAAGAAAAAUUAUACAAUUCUGAAAAUGGCAAUGGUGCAAACAAGAUGAAAUCUGUGCUCAAGUCAUUCCUGACAACUCCUGCCAUGCACAAAAGCCAAGCACGCAGAACUGAGGGGCAAAUUCCAGCAGUGCCCGGACAUCUGAGAGAACAUUUGAAAGCCGGAGGGAUUUGUAGGGAACUUGCAGAGCAAUGCGACGAGGUUUUAUCCAGAAACACGCAUGGAAGGAAGAAAACUCCAGAGAGAACAAAGGAAUGUGUGGAUUAUAGGAUGAAAUGUACAAGGGAAGGGAAGGAAAAACAAUCAAAAAAGAUGAAAAGAGAGACCCUGCAAGCUAAAGAAGAGAGAAGCAAAGGAACAGUUUGCUGUUCUGGCAGAAAAAGAAGAGAAACUAAGAAGGCAUUUAAGAGUCAGGUGCAAAAGCGAAGUGACUUAGAUUUGCACCGUGUGGCACAAAGCAGGAAGAAAGUGGCUAGGAGUUUAAAUCCCUCUAGCACAGUUUCUGUCUUCAGACAUCACAAAAUAUCCAUUCCCUCCUCCCGGAGACGUUCCCUUCCACACUUGCCCACACAGGCCUCUCACUUGACUGUCUCAUUUAAGGUUGAAAACAAUUCUGAUGACUUAACAGGUAAAAUCAUUAUUUUCUUGGAACAUGCCAAUAAAACUGGUAGGAAGAAAGAUCUGGACACUCUAAAGGCAAAGUAUGCACCCCUUAGAAAACCUAAAAAAGUUCUUAUUUUCAGAAAACAUGGCCAGAAAGGGAGCCCACAUUUCAGUAGAAAUAAUCAUCUUUUCCAGAAGACAUUUCAUCGAGUGAAUUCAGAUGUAAGCCACAUGCUAGUGGAAAGAAAACAAAAGCACAGGAUGAAUAGUAAAGAAGGUGUGAUCAAUAGGUUAUCACAUAGAAAGAGUGCUGCUUUGACUGAUGCUGUCUUGGAGAACCCAUCAGAAAACAAUGACUCUUCACUGGAUGAUAUCUUACCCAGCAUACACCAAGCCAAUGAAACACACUGGAAGCAUCAAAAAGAGAGCUCUGGUUUUCCAUAUGCACUUAGUGGGUCAUCAUCCCCAGAUAAUUACUCUGUUCAAGGAGACCUGUUUGAAGCUGAGCUGAAUAAUCGAUUGCGCUCCCUCAUCCCAAACCAAGCUGUGAGAAACCUUAUCUCCCAUGUGAUCCGAACCCUGAAAAUGGACUGCACUGAGCCCAGGGUGCAGCUGGCCUGUGCGAAGCUCAUCUCCAAGACAGGCCUGCUCAUGAAACUGUUCAGCGAGAGAGAAGAUAUCAAAGAAACCUCCUCUUUGUGGCGAACGUACCUCUGGGAAAACGGGAACGCGCCCAACGAGAGCACCCACCAGAGGAAAGCCAGCAAGAAAGAUUCAGAGGAGUUAUCCCCGGAGCCUCCCCAAUACAGCCACGGCAACAAGCUGCUGCUGGCGAUAUCGGUGACGGUGGUAAUAAUGAUUAUUAUUGCAGUGAUUUGUCUCACUGAGAUUUGUUCCCAAAGAUCUGCAGCAUCUUCUCAAUCAACACAUGAUAACAAAACACAGUCAAAAUGGUCCUUUCAGAAACUCUCCCAAGAGAGAAAUAGCAAAAUCUCUUCUGAAGCGAUUCAUCAGGUCCCUGGUGUAUCAGAGUCUUCAAGUAUGGAGAAACCGCUUUGGCUUAGAGACAUGUAUCUCCCACUGGAUUCUAUACGGAAAAAAUCCAUGGCCCAGAAGUUAUAUGACAGAGAGUCUUCGGAUGAGGAAGAAAUUUUCAACAGGGCUGAUGUAAGAAGACAAUAUGAGUGGUCGUCCAGCAAAGAAAGCUACUAACUUGUACUUUUGUGAAUACUGCUGUAUAUCAAGAGUACUGUAUAAAGUUAUAAUGUUGCUCUAUGUUACAUAGAUAAAACGGGAAGCCAUCCCUUCUGUUGCCUUCGGAACUGAUGAU
Chrysemys picta bellii (western painted turtle) is the source of this 3085-nucleotide messenger RNA. NCBI's taxonomy places the organism in Eukaryota, Metazoa, Chordata, Testudines, Emydidae. The record is from RefSeq and is a predicted model, not a curated record.